AUGUAAAUGUAAAUAUAAACCACGUUUCCAGUCCCCCGACACAAACAUCUCAAAUCUCUAACAUUCAGACUCAGCGAGCCUCUAUACAGCACCAGGUGGCUUAUUGAUGAGAUCUUUAUACAGGUCAGUGUUUUAUUUGUGCUGAUGGAGUCCUGAUAUUGCUGUGUUUUAGCUGAUCAGCUUUAUCAGGAGUAGUGAUUACCCAAUAGAUCAUUAAUCACCUCAUUAUGAUUUCAAUAAAAAGAUUAUACCUUUAACAGUUAUAUCAUAUAUAAAUAUUCUACAAAUAUCUACUGGAGGAAUGAAUUAUGAAGCAAAGCAGCAGGAAGCAGUUUUUAUAAUCCUGCAUAAACGUUUGAGUACAUAAACAUUAUUUGUGUUUUUUGUUUCCGCUGCAACUGACACUAAUGCUUUAAACACUAAUGAAUGUGGAAGUGCAGAUUUUCUUUGAUGUGAAGGAUGAUGAUAAAACAGAACACAUACUGACCUGAAACAAGAACAACACUGCCAUCAUCUGGAGAAGCAGCAGACAACAAAGACCAGGAGAAACAAAUGCAGGGCAAUGAGACAGCUGCAGGAAUCCUGUGUGAAGCCUGUUUUCACACCGGAGACUCUGAUGGUGCAGUUUGGAGAUCCUGCUGAAGUGAACUGCUCCAUACCAAACAAACCUGAUGGAGAAUUCAUACUGGGGUGGGAAUCUAAAUCAUCACAACCAAGUACAAACACUGAGACGAGUGUGAUGUGGAAGGUGGACAAGCUGGUGGAAUGGGAGGAGGCUGGAGGAGUUCGAUGUUUCUUCAGUGGAAAAGAUUCUCAGUGUGACACUAAUUUAAAUCUCACCAUUUACAAGGAGCCAGACAGUGUUAAUCUAAGCUCUGUAUCUGAUGUGUGGGUUGAAGGAGAUCAGACAGAGCUGAGGUGUGAGGUUAAAAAUGUUGGUCCUGGAUGUAACCUCAGUGUACGCUGGAGCAGAGCAGAUCCCAAACAAAACACUUUCACACAGUUCAAUGAAACGUUCUUCCCAGAGUUGAAACAAGAGAUGAAGAACGUGAGCAGAACCGCAGUCUUACACGUGACCCCCAGCCGUGAAGAUGAUGGAGUGCAGUAUCAGUGUACAGCUGUGCUGCAUCUCCACCAAACACUCGUGUUCCCAUCUGGCGAUCACCAUCAGUGUACACUAUAAACCAAACAUUAUAGAGCCAUUAGAUUCUACAGUAACAGUAAGUGAAGGUGAAAAUCUGACGCUGACCUGCUCAGCCCAUGGAA
Silurus meridionalis is the source of this 1266-nucleotide messenger RNA. RefSeq lists its product as uncharacterized. Gene Ontology annotation, molecular function: integrin binding. The transcript has 4 exons. The record is from RefSeq and is a predicted model, not a curated record. The coding region runs from base 563 to 1183 and encodes 206 amino acids. Gene Ontology annotation, biological process: cell adhesion. Lineage: Eukaryota; Metazoa; Chordata; Actinopteri; Siluriformes; Siluridae.